UUCAACUAUAAUUUAUUAUUAUUUAUUAAUAUUAAAAUUUUGAAAUAAAUUAUUUUUGUUUUGUUGUUUUAUCCGCAGAAUAAAUUGUCAAAGGAUUUGAUGAGACAUUCAAACCAAAUUGGUGGCAAACGAAUAUCAUCUACCAGAUUUACAUACGUUCUUUUAAAGAUAGUAAUGGAGAUGGAAUUGGAGAUUUCAAUGGAUGAUUUUAGGUAUGAUGUAUCAAACUUUGAGAUGGUUGAUGAAUUAUUCGGUACUAUGCAAGAUUUUGACCGGUUAAGAGAUGCAUUCCAAAAACGUAAUAUAAAAUUAAUAUUGGACUUUGUGCCGAACCACACGAGUGACAAGCAUCCUUGGUUCAUAAAAUCUGUACAGCGAAAAGAACCUUACACAAAUGACUACGUGUGGGAAGACCUAAUUAUCGAUGAAGAUGGUAACAGAAAACCUCCAAAUAACUGGUUAGGCGUUUUCAAUAUCGGGUCUGCAUGGGAGUGGAACAAAGUACGUCAACAAUACUAUUACCACGCAUUCCAAGUAAAACAACCAGAUUUGAAUUAUAGAUGUUCGAUGGUCGUCGAAGAAAUCAAGAUCGGCAAUCACGACUGUUCACGAGUAGCGUCUAGGACGAAUCCGUUGUUGGUGGAUGGCCUCCACAUGAUGCAAACUCUGCUGCCAGGAACUGCGAUCACGUACUACGGCGAUAAGCUGGGAGUACAAGACACGUAUGUUCGAUGGAACCAGACUGUAGACCCAUCUGGACGUAACGUCGGAAUGUUGCGAUACACGACAUUCAGUCGGGAUCCCGCUAGAAGCCCGUUUCCCUGGGAUGACUCUGAAAGCGCCGGUUUCACCAACGGAACGCAAACGUGGUUACCCAUCAAUCCGGAAUAUUGGCGCGAAAACUUGGUUCAACUGUUCAAGUUUAAGAGUCAUCUUAGGACGUACAGACAGUUGUCAAACUUAAGGCAGAUACCAACAAUCCUUAAAGGAGACUUGCACACAUACGCUUUUUUUCAAUGGGUUUUCGGUUUUUCAAGGAGUUUUUAUGAUCAUCCAACUUUCUUCGUCGUCAUUAAUUUUGGCAGUAAACUGGAAAAAGUUAAUAUAAAAGCAGCUAGAGAUACAUUACCAGAAGUAUUGAAAGUCAAAGUUUCCAGUAUAAAUUCAGGUUAUGUAACUGGAAACAUGGCAAGAUCAGAUACCAUAAUAAUGAGACCGAAAGCAGCUCUUGUCUUCUCAACAUCAAAACCUAAUGAAGAUAUCUUUUUUUUUCCAAAAACAAUUAAAAUUACUUAUUAAACUAUUGAUGUAGGUGUAUAGGCUUAAGUAAAAAUAAAAUAAAAUUGGUUUUAAAGCGUAUUGCAUAGUUUUUAUUUUUUUUUUCGUAUUAACUAUUAUGGCUGAAUAAAAAUUAAAAAGUGUUUAAGAUUUUCACUAACACUUAAUAUUAAGCUUAUUUCA
Messenger RNA from Melanaphis sacchari, 1461 nucleotides. Its product is annotated as maltase 2-like. The transcript is spliced from 8 exons. The record is from RefSeq and is a predicted model, not a curated record. Lineage: Eukaryota; Metazoa; Arthropoda; Insecta; Hemiptera; Aphididae. Bases 100 to 1299 code for a protein of 399 amino acids. Gene Ontology annotation, biological process: carbohydrate metabolic process.